This is a messenger RNA of Doryrhamphus excisus (bluestripe pipefish), 1482 nucleotides long. RefSeq lists its product as uncharacterized. The record is from RefSeq and is a predicted model, not a curated record. Gene Ontology annotation, cellular component: nucleus. NCBI's taxonomy places the organism in Eukaryota, Metazoa, Chordata, Actinopteri, Syngnathiformes, Syngnathidae. Gene Ontology annotation, biological process: regulation of gene expression.
AGGAAUUUUAUUUUGAAGGUUUUUUCCCAGAUGUAGAGAAAAGCACACGACGCCGCGGAGAAAAUGGUAGCGUGAAAACAACAACAACAAAAAAACACAACAAAAACGUAAACAUUUGGUUGUAAAAAUGGAGAUGGAGCAACAUCUGUCACGGCGUUUGCACCCCGAAACGCAGUUAAAAUGUGAAGUGUUGCCAUCAGACGUCCUCAAAGUGGUGGUUGUGAAAGAGGAGCAGCAGGAGGAGCCAGACACCCCACACAUGAAAGAGGAAGAGGAGGAGGCUGACAUCUGCAAGUUCCUUGUGAAGAGUGAAGAAGAAGAAGAAGCUGAGUGGUCACGGCUUCAUCGCAGUCCCAGCGAGCAGGCAACGUGCGGUCAAGAAGCAGAGAACGUGUUAGGUCCGCGUGUUCAGGUUGACAUGAGGUCGGACUCCGGCGACACGGACAUCAGUGAGGAUGACUGGAUCAGCAACACCGCGUCCGCCUUCAGGCCCAUGGACCGCAGGGCGGUGGGCGCGAGCGAGAGGUUGGAGCCUCGCGAAGAGUCGCUGUCGUGCUCGCAAUGCGGGAAGACGUUUCCGUCCAAGUUGAGCCUGAAGUGGCACAAGAAGGUUCACGCGGAGAAACUCUUCAGUUGCAUCGUUUGCAGCAAAAGAUUCAGGAAGCGCUCGGACUUGGUGGUUCACUUUCGCAUCCAUUCUGGGGAGAAACCUUACUCAUGCUCGGUGUGCAACGGCAGCUUCGCUAAGAGCAACGCCUUGGUUCAGCACAUGCGAACGCACACCGGCGCCAAACCGUUCAGCUGCUCCGUGUGCGCCAAGAGCUUCUCUCAGAAGGGUCACAUGACCACGCACAUGCGCACGCACACCGGCGCCAAACCCUUCUCUUGCUCGCUCUGCGGGCGGAUGUUUUCCGAGAAGGGUCACUUGACUAGGCACGUGGCGGCGCACUCUGGGGAGAAACCGUUCACCUGCUCGGUGUGCGGCAAAAGGUUCUCUCAAAAGGGUCACAUGACAACACACAUGGUGGCCCACACCGGGGAGAAACCAUUCAGCUGCGACGUUUGCGAGCAACGCUUCACGUGGCAUUCACAGUUUAAAAGACACAAGUGUGCUGGGGGGAAGAGCGCCACCUUGUGAUGCCGCCUCCCUUCUCCUGGUGAUGCGUGGGACAUCUUUCGCAUCAACUGUUGUCUUCUUGUUCCAUCACUGUUGUGGAGUGCGGAUAGAAGUACUUUUUACUCAUUAAAGGACAAAAAUUGUGCAUGUCCACUCUGUUUUUGCAUCCAUGCACGUCAGCCGUUGUCCUUUUACAGACUGGGACAUGAAUUGGCCUCUUGGAGUCACCUCCAUCCUUCCUGCUGGGCUGUGGAUGUUGCCAUGGUAGCGCUGCAUCCAGCAUUUACUAAGUACAUACAUUUAUUUAAGCCCAUAUGCCUUGGAAGCAAACAAUGGUGCAUCAUUAUGAAAAUGAAAAUUGUAAA